ACAAAUAAUUUAUUUACCUCUAUACUAAAUUUUGGAAAAAUUAGGAAUUUUUAAAAUGCUUACUCUCGUAUUGGUUAGGCAUGGUGAAAGUGUCAUGAACAAGGAAAAUCGCUUUUGCGGUUGGAUUGAUGUAGAUUUGAGCCCAAACGGAGAACUAGAAGCAAUUUCUGCUGCUGAAUCGUUGAAGUCUGCUGGUAUUCAGUUUGGUCAUGUUUUCACAUCCGUCUUGAAGCGCGCGAUUCAAACUUCCAAGUUUAUUCUUGAAAAAAUAGGCCAAGCAGAUCUACCUUCUACUUCUUCAUGGAGGUUAAAUGAAAGGCACUAUGGAUCCCUGCAGGGUUUGAACAAGGCCGAGGUCGCCGAAAAGUACGGAGAGGAGCAAGUAAAAUUAUGGAGGCGUUCGUAUGAUAUUCCUCCACCACCAUGUGAUGUUACUAGUGAAUACUUUCCCGGUAACGAUCUCAGAUAUUCUGAAAUCCCUGCUGAUGAGAUUCCAAACGGUGAAAGUCUUAAGCUAACUCAAAAAAGGGUAUUGCCAUUUUGGAACGAAAGGAUUGUCCCAGAACUUAAACAUGGUGCCCCUGUCUUGGUUGUAGCACAUGGAAAUAGUCUAAGAAGCUUGAUCCAGUAUUUGGAGGCACUCACUGAGGAGGAAAUUCUGGAGUUCAAUUUACCUACAGCGGUACCUGUCGUUUAUGAAUUAGAUGAAAGCCUUAAAGUCUGUUCAAAGAGAUACUUGAUGAACGAGGAGGAACUCAAGGCUAAAAUGGCAUCAACAUCAUCCGUAUCAAAUAAGAAAAACUAG
Theileria equi strain WA is the source of this 805-nucleotide messenger RNA. RefSeq names its product phosphoglycerate mutase, putative. The transcript has 5 exons. Gene Ontology annotation, biological process: glycolytic process. NCBI's taxonomy places the organism in Eukaryota, Apicomplexa, Aconoidasida, Piroplasmida, Theileriidae. Gene Ontology annotation, molecular function: intramolecular phosphotransferase activity. The record is from RefSeq and is a predicted model, not a curated record. The coding region runs from base 56 to 805 and encodes 249 amino acids.